ACUGCCGAACUUGUCAUGCCACAGGGGUAGGAGAGUAGCCUUUCACCGGACUGGGUUUGGGCAUAUGCAAAUUAGCUGCAAAACAACACCUGCCCUGUUGCAUUCACUAACUUCACCUUUAAACGUAAAGCCACAAAUUUACCCUCGUGCGCUCUCGCUGGGCACUUGUUGCCAGAUCAGGAAGGCACGUUGUUUCUGCGCCCUGAGGGGCGAAGCCUUGCGAGUGUGCGUGGAUGAAGCGCGGUUCCACCUCGGCGCCGCCGGUCCAGCUGUAAGUUUCAUUUCCCUCACCUGCUCAGCACGUUCUCUCUCUCUCUCUGGCUGGGUUGUGGCGGUAGCAGCCGCCGCCACUGAAUAUUGUAACACUCAUCGGAUGCCCGGUGUAUUUGUGGACACAUAUGAAUAAUGUUCCUCAUGGAGCUUUUCCUCGUGGCUGUACUCAUUCUUCAGGCUGAAGCAGAGAAUUCUAAGGAAAGCUCUCUUCCUGCACCUAGAAACGUGCAUUUCCUGUCCGUAAACUUGCAGAAUGUCCUACACUGGGAGCGGCCUACCAGGAGAGAGUCUGGGAAGCAACUGUUCAGCGUACAUUAUAAAGUGUACGGAGAACCAGAUUGGAAGAUCAAAACUGAAUGCCAGAAUAUUACAAGAACAUACUGUGACCUUUCAAAUGAAACAGAUGAUUACAAAGAACAUUAUUAUGCCAGGGUAAGGUCUGUUUCAGAAGCUGGCUUUUCAAAUUGGAUCAGAAGUGGAAGAUUCAACCCGGAAAUGGAAACAAACUUCACUUCCCCAGAAGUAAAACUGGAAGCUGGGGUUUGUUCCAUCUCAAUCAUUUUGACACCCUCCAAAAAAUGGCAAGAUAACCAUCAUGUUCACUCUAUUCCACUCACUCAGAUUUUCCAUGAUUUAAAAUUUGAAGUGCUUGUUAUCGACAGAAAGACCAAUAAGUCGGGUAUAUUCCUUGAAAACGGUGGGAUUAAGACAGUAGAUGGACUGGAACAUGACACUACAUAUUGUGUAAUAGCCUGGUCAGUGGAAUAUUCCACCGGUAAAAAAAGUGAUCCUUCUGAAAUUCAAUGUACAACAACACCUAAAGAUCCAUCAAAACAAAUGGUAAAAAUUAUUCUGCUAGGAUGUGUUUUGCCGAUCUUCUUCUUUAUUUUUUUGUUCGUGUCGGUGUGCUGUUUUAUGUACAAAUACAUAAAUGCCAGUGAUCAGAAGCGACCCAUAAACCUGCUACAACAGGGUUGCCCAUCGAAGAAGACUUUCCUGUUUUUAUUGCCUGAAUCAUUGACCAUUAAUGUUAUGGUUCUGGAAAAUGGUGGCAAUAGAGCAUCGGUGCACAGUUGUCAAGAUGCUGAUGACUCCAAAACUCCCUUAACAAAGCAGUUUAGCAAUGAGUCUACUAAUGAAUGGGAGAUCACCUCCUUGGCAACCAAAGAUGAAAAAAAUGCUUACAAGUCCCAAAUCAUUGGAUCUCCAACAACAGAAAACCAUCCAGGUGGCAAAGGGAGUGUUGUGUUCAUGUCUGAUCAGUCCAAGCAAAGCGGUCUCUCAAAUGAAAAGAAAAUCUUGCAAGGAGACAUUGCAAUGGAGAACACCAGUUGUUCACAGGAGCUGCAGAACAUUCAUCAGUUAAGUGAAUCCCUACAAGCAGGGUACAAAUCUCAAAUGCCAUCACCAAUUCUAAUCAAUGAGGAGGUGCAGGACCAUGUUGAGUAUGGGUUUCUCACAACAGAUACACAUCUGAACCCAAAAUAUGAACCAAGCCUCCAUUCAUCAAGCGGGGAGGCUGAGAGUCCACAGGAGAUGAGUUACCUGUUACAACCUCUUGCCCAUGAUCUGAACAUGAAGACCUCGGGGAACAACACUGACUGGGCUAAAGUCGGAUCUUACAAAGCUCAACAGGGAAGAGUUUGUCUGUCGAAAAUGGCACUGGAACAAGAACACAUUAACUAUAAGUCGCAGUUUCAACUACAGCCAGCUGGACAGCCUCCAGUGGAUGUUGGUGACCAUUGUCCCAUUGUAUUAGAUACCAACAGACUGAAUCAAAAACAUCAGAAAGAGAUGGAGGAGCCAGAUGACUGGAGCCUCAAUAAUUGCAAACUGACCUUAUCUGCAUUAUGUGUUAGGAGAGAUUUGGAGGAAAGUGGUUUCCUGUCAGAAACUAUAGAGCAACAGAGUGAUUUUCUGUCCUCUGUCUGUACAAAAACUUCUCAAGAUGUGUACUUAAAAACUGAAGAAGAAACCUGUUUAUCAAGUUUCCAGGAACACUGGGGACUGUGCGUACAAGUAUAGUAAUGUGUACACAAGAGCCUCGUGUGUUUCUUGCAACAUAUUGCAUCGCUCUAUAUCUCCUCUAUGUCCUGUUGUUGUUCAUCAUUCACUGCUAUCUCACUUCUUUGGCUGGAAGAGUAACCAAACAGUUUUCUCCUUAGCCUCUUCCACCCCUUAGGCGAGUCCUGGGACACACGGCACACCAGAAGUCAGGAACCUGGUGGCUCAUGGGAAAGAAGAUGCAAUGUAAAUUGUCACAACUGCUGGUCAGCAGAGAUGAAGUCUGUGAAAUUGAGCUUCUUUUUCCUAUUGCAUUUCAUUUCUGAUGCUUUUUAAUGUCAAUGCUAACCCAAACAUAAUGGAAAUGUGUAUAGCUGUUACCUCUCUCCUUGUUACACCGUCCAAAGUGGGAGCUUUGAAUACACAAGCCAAAUCACCAUCAUUAUCAGUAACUAACAUUCUACCCAGACAUAAGUGCAAAGCAACAGAAAGAUGUAACCAUAAUCAAUUACAAUGGAAAUGUUUAGUUGUCAGUUCACAGCACUGCCAACAUCAGCCUUGGAGGAAACCCUUUGGCACAGAAAUAUCAUGGAGUUCACUGGAAGCAGAAUAUGGAAGGAGAUCAGGCAAUACAUUCCUUCCAAUAUCGUUAUGGAGCAGAAUAAAUGGCUUCAGAAAUAAAAAAGCAUUAAAAGUAGUUGCAAUGUAAGAAAACAGGGAAACAGGACAAAAGUAAAAUUGAUGGAAAUGUGCCACUUUAAGAUGCUCCAGAUGCGAGUGCCCCUCCUCCUUUAACUUAAACAACCUCUAAUUACAAGAUGUUGGAAGGGAGUUGGUUUAUGCUAUGGAAGACUGGAGUUUAACCUCUGUACACUUGCACCGGGAAACAACAUCCAAGGACUUUUUGCUUACUGCCCUUAUGGAGGAGAGAAUAUUUUCCGUUUUCAAACUUGAAAAUCAAUCCUACAUUAUAAUACGCCGUUAGACCAAUAUGUUACACAAACGGACAGUGUCAAUAUAGACAAUGCAUCACAUUAAAACUGUUGAAAAGUAUUUUUAUAUGUGCAGAAUA
Messenger RNA from Hypanus sabinus (Atlantic stingray), 3349 nucleotides. RefSeq lists its product as uncharacterized. NCBI's taxonomy places the organism in Eukaryota, Metazoa, Chordata, Chondrichthyes, Myliobatiformes, Dasyatidae. Gene Ontology annotation, molecular function: protein binding. The transcript has 7 exons. The coding region runs from base 406 to 2298 and encodes 630 amino acids. The record is from RefSeq and is a predicted model, not a curated record.